AUGCCAAAAUUCUCUCUUGGCGCAAAGAUUUGUAAGCUCUCAAAGCAAAUUAUGAGACCGCAGCUUCACAGAUACCAAAAGGCUUGUAAGCAACCAGAGUCUGUAAUAAAUAUCGAAAUAGACCGAAACAAAUCUCUAGAUAAGUUACCUAAAUCAUGGAACUUUACCUCACACUUUCCCCCCGAUCCUAUGUUUCCGACACCGACAGCCUCUCAUAGAACACCAAGACAGGAAAUAAGGCCACGUACAGUCAAGGGUGCCUUAUUUACAUGGGUUCGGCCACAAGAAGUCUAUGAGCCGAUACUUCUCGCUGUUAGUAAAGAAGCACAAAAAGACUUGGAUAUCUAUGAUGGUGAUGAAUACAGCUCAGAAUUCAGAGAUAUCGUUGCGGGUAAUAGAUUAUCAGGCUGGGAUGAAGAAAAAGAAGAGGGCGGCUAUCCAUGGGCUCAUUGUUACGGUGGUUGGCAGUUCGGCUCGUGGGCGGGCCAGUUAGGUGACGGAAGAGCUAUAUCUCUUUUCGAAUUAAAGGGUAGAAAUUCUAAUGUGCAAUACGAAUUACAACUGAAGGGUGCCGGAAUUACUCCAUACUCACGAUUUGCCGAUGGAAAAGCUGUCCUAAGGUCAAGCAUUAGAGAGUUUAUUUGUUCAGAAGCUUUAAAUGCAUUGAGAAUCCCGUCGACAAGAGCAUUAUCCCUGACUGCAUUGCCUUAUGUAGGGGUGCGCAGGGAGACUUUGGAAACCGGGGCAAUCGUAGCUAGAUUUGCCCAGUCAUGGCUGCGUAUAGGAACAUUUGAUCUUCUCCAUGAACGACGUGAGAGAGAUUUGAUUAGGCAGCUAGCGACGUAUGUUGCAGAAGUUGUGUUUGGUGGAUGGCACCUCCUUCCAUGCCGUAAGGUCAAUGAAGAUGCCAACCAUGCCGUUUUUAAUAAAGCAUAUGUUCCUAAGCUCACCAUCGAAGGACCGCCUGGUCUCGAAGAAAAUCGAUUUACCCGCUUAUACCGCGAAAUAGUGCGAAGAAAUGCUGAGACUGUAGCUAAAUGGCAAGUCUAUGGCUUUGUAAAUGGAGUUCUGAAUACAGAUAAUACCUCUAUAUUUGGUCUUUCCAUUGAUUUCGGCCCGUUUGCCUUUCUAGAUAAUUUUGACCCUCAGUAUACGCCAAACCACGACGAUCAGCUUUCUCGCUACGCUUACUGUAAUCAGAUGUCUGUUAUCUGGUGGAAUUUAGAGCGUUUAGGUGAAUCUUUCGCUGAACUUAUGGGGAUUGGCUCAUACGUGGAUGAUCCUGAAUUUAUACAGAAGGGUAUUAUUCCCAAAGAUGCUGGAAAUAUUGAUGCCCGUGCCAAAGCUCUAAUCGAAAGAGCUGGUGAGGAGUACAGGGACAUUUUCUUUCAUGAAUACGAAAAGCUUAUGGCUUUACGGUUGGGGAUCAAGAGUCGUCAGGAGCCUGAUUUUAAAGAAAUCUACGAAGAGUUACUUCAAAUUAUGGAGUAUUUCGGGCUGGACUUUAAUCACUUCUUCCGGAGACUUAGCAACGUAAACUUGAAUGAGCUAGAAAGUGAAAGCCAACGAACCGCUGUUGCCAGCAUUUUUUUUCAUGCGGAAGGCAUUAUAGAUGCCGAUAUUAGCGACGCCGACGCACGAAAAUGUAUCGCUGAAUGGCUUGAGAAAUGGAGUCGACGAGUCAGAGAGGAUUGGAGUCCGACAGCUUGUGACUCCUCCCGAAAGGUAGCCAUGAAAUGCGCAAACCCAAAGUUUUUACCGCGCAGUUGGGUGCUAGAUGAAAUCAUCAGACGUGUCUCAAAGGGAGAUACAGAUUCUUUAGAAAAUAUACUUGAUAUGGCUUGUGACCCUUUUAAUGAUACAUGGGGAAUAUCAGAGGAAGAGAAGUGGUGUGGCGAUGUACCACAAUCGAAAAGAGCUAUGCAAUGUUCGUGUAGUUCCUGA
Messenger RNA from Blumeria graminis f. sp. triticale, 1944 nucleotides. NCBI's taxonomy places the organism in Eukaryota, Fungi, Ascomycota, Leotiomycetes, Helotiales, Erysiphaceae. The record is from the annotation of a GenBank genome assembly.